Molecule: messenger RNA, 3246 nt
Organism: Bombus pyrosoma
Lineage: Eukaryota; Metazoa; Arthropoda; Insecta; Hymenoptera; Apidae
Gene: Mks1
Product: Meckel syndrome type 1 protein
Exons: 4
Coding region: 919-2451 (510 amino acids)
Biological process (GO): cilium assembly
Cellular component (GO): MKS complex
Source: RefSeq, a predicted model, not a curated record
GUAAUUAAAAUCUAAUAUUAUUGUAAGAUAUAAUCAUAAAAAGUUGUAAUUCACGUGCACCGGCAUACUAACAAGAAUACAUAUCUUCAUUGAUGAUUCAUACAGUUUUCUUAGUGAAUCAUAAAAUUCGUGUGUAUGUAAGUACACUAGAUAGCUUGCAUACGUAUGUAUAUUGUUUAGCUUUGCUUUCAUCAAAAAAUUAAUGAAGUCUGGAGCGACAUUUGGUACUUUGUCACCAGCAAGUGAUUAAAAUAAAAUACAACAUUAGAGUACUUAUGAAAGAAUUGUGAGAGAUUUAUAUAAAUAGAAUUACAUAGAUCAAAAUGCUCAUGGAAUAUUAAAAAAUUUCAGAUUAUCCGUUCAGUAUUAUCUAUAUCAUUAAAAAAGAAUUAUCUAUUAUUACAUUAUUAGAAUAAUAUAAUAUAAAUACACUUUUAUUUCAUUUUUUACACAAAAUUAUCUGCAAUUCAAAAUCUUAAUACAUGCCAUUGAAAAUUAAUAUUCUAUGGAUACAACUAUAUUCUAUAUUGAUCAGAUAACUUUCUUGAUAUUUAAUCACUCGCGAAAGAUGUGUAUGAAAUAUUGCCGUAUUUAUUACAUGUCCCGCCUUAUAAAAAGCUGACUCAACAGGAUGUAAGGUUUUUAUAACUACAUUUUAUUUCUAUGUCAAAAGAAAUUCUCCACAAUCAUACGUAAGAGGGUACAGACAACAUAAAACGCAAGUACUCAACUGUGUGUAUAUAUUCGUGUUGUCAGUCCCGUUACCAAGCAACAGAGGAAUCGAUAUACAAUAUUUCGUAUGCGAUUGUCGGUACCUUGUUCUCGUCAGUUAGCUUUUUUGUCUCAUACCCAAAUGUUCUUUUAUUUCAAAUCGAUUUCCUAUCAAGUGAUCAAUAUACUUGGCAGUAAAAACAAAAAAUGGCAUAUAAGAUACGGAAGCAAAAAAUUGCCGUCAAUUACAAAGUUAAAGAACCUAUAAGCAACUUUAAAAUAAGAGUCAAAAUCGUGCAGCAAAGGCCUUUGCUUGCAGAACUGCUCGAAAACGAAGGGGAUACCAGGGACUCGAAUUUUCUUGAAGAGGAGGAUCGUAUUUUUAACUGGCAGGAAAAAGUAUUUAGCCCGUUCGAACUAAGUUUUUACAGUGAAGAAACGAAUUGUCUGACUGAAUGUCAGAAAGUAUAUUACAGACAAAUUAAAGAGAAGAAUAUCGAAGGUUCUCAUCUUUAUACCUACACACAAAAUGAUUCUUAUUAUCUGGGUGACGAAUUGUUAACGAAACCUUAUAAGACAAAAUUGGCAAUUAAAAACCAAACUGCAUUGCCGGCCUUGCAAAAUCGUAAACCUUUCCUUGAAAGGUACAAUAAAGCGGUUAUUGAUGAUGCACCUGACGAAACAAGGAUUCGAACGAAUCAUUAUCUUUACAUGGAGCGUUCUACAAUGUAUGUCAUGGUUGACUUAUCUGAACGAGAUAAAAUCUUAACACGCUCCGACGAGAAUACGGAAAUAGUGCUGUUCACGAUCACGUAUAAUGAAUUGCAUAAAAUUCUGACGGUAAAUCCCGAUUUCACCGACGACCAUUAUUACACUAUCACGAAUUCCAGCGGCAUUCAAUUUAAUUAUUGGCUCGAGCAUGUUUCCGAGAAACAAUCGUCAUUGGAAUUACAGCAACAACAAAAUGAAUCGCGAAAAGAAAUUAAAGAACAUCUGAUGUACAAAGAAGCAGAAAUAUUUCACAGCUUUCAGUUAGCAUCACCAAAUGUAUAUAAAUUUUUUAUAAAAUUGGACAUUUUAUCAGCUCAUGAUUUCUUUUUUAAUGGACUUUGCAUUUCUUACUAUGUUGAUUUGCCAGAACAUUGGGACACAAGUCAAGUUGAUAGAUUAUAUGGAAGAACUCAAAGAUGUAAUUUAAAGAAUAACUCUGCGUAUUUUAGUUAUGCCUCUGAAAUAUCAUUAGAUUUUCAAUCUGCAACUAUGCUUGAUGCAAACAGUAUUUUACCAUCUUGGCCUCGAUUAUUACUAUCAGUUACAUCACUUGACAACUGGUUUAGAUAUCGUACAGAAGGUUACGCUGUUGUUCCUUUGCCUGUGUUACCUGGUUCAUAUAAAUUCAAUAUCCAAACUUGGCGACCAACAGGAAGUAUUAUUAACACCCUUAGAAGAUUUUUUACAGGUGGUACUUAUGAAUUGGAAGACAUAACUCACUGUAGUAUCCCAAAAGGACAUGAAGAUAAAAUGUUAAAUAAGUCACACCUAAAUGUUACACCAAGUGGUUACAUUAAGUUAAAUAUGAAUAUCAUCCAUCAAACUCAUGGCUCAAUUAAACAUGAUGACCACUUAAAUUAUUUUCAGAGAUUGAGUACAGAUAAACUUAUGACUAAUAUAGACAAUAUUUUUGAACAGUUCAAAGCAGCCAGAGAACGUAUGUUACAAAUAAAAAAUUUAAACAUUUAAUUAUGUAAAUUUAAAUGAUUAAUAAGCUAUAAAAAAGUGAUCUGUGAUAUAUUGUAAGUAGUAGGUAAAGAAUAAUCUGUGAUGCAUAAUAUUUGAAAAUAAACAUUUUUUAAUACAUUUGUAAAAUGGUGUAGAAUAUUAUAAUUUCUUCCAAUAAUCAUUAUAUAUCAAUUUAAAUGUAAUUUCAGGAUAUUUAUUUUUAACCUACAAAUAUAUUUUGUCAUAUAUUGAUUGAUAUAGUUAAGAAUUGCUUUACAUUCAUAAUACACAAUAUUAGAAUUAUUUUUUCUAUAUGUUUUUAAAUAAUAAUACACGAAAGGAAAGAUAAUAAAAUAAUUACAAAUAUAUACAUUCAAUACAACUAGUGAAUAAUAUGCAAAAUUAUAGAUAAAUAUUUAUUAUAAAAACAUAAAAGUUUAUUAACAUUCACCAAAAUGUACUUUAGCCUUUUCCUUCUUCUUUAAUUUUUCAAUAGCCAUUUAUAAAAUACCAAUUCUUACCAAUUAUAACUUGUACCAAGUUAUGUAAUAUAAUAUCAAUAUAUUUAUUUUGUUACAUUAAAAUAACAUUUUAGAAUUCUCUGUUACAUGUUUUCAAAUGUAACAAUGCUAUGUGAAAAUUAAAAGAGCGAGAAGAGUUUAACAUUUUUUCUGGAAAUCUGAUUAACAAUUAAAAGACUAGAGCAAAAGUGCAAACAUACAUUCUAUAAGCAUUUUAAUCAUUGUCUCUUUUUUGCAGCUUUUACUGCUUUUGCUUUUUGUUUCUCCCCACCAGAUAAGAAUGAUGUUAUUACUU